This is a messenger RNA of Brassica napus (rape), 1372 nucleotides long. Its product is annotated as small polypeptide DEVIL 14-like. The coding region runs from base 915 to 1058 and encodes 47 amino acids. Gene Ontology annotation, biological process: negative regulation of cell population proliferation. The record is from RefSeq and is a predicted model, not a curated record. The transcript is spliced from 5 exons. NCBI's taxonomy places the organism in Eukaryota, Viridiplantae, Streptophyta, Magnoliopsida, Brassicales, Brassicaceae.
GUCCAGAAGACACGUCUCUUAUGAGACACGUGUUGGGCAUUGACGUCUCUUUCUCUCUCUCCCGAAAUCAACUCGCCUCUCUCUCUCUCUCUCUCGUGAUCUCUCCUUGGCUCUGCGCCGCGUUAUCCUUCAUCCGCUCCAUGAAUUCCUCCCAAGCUUGCUUCUUCCACUCUCCUCUUCGACCCAGCUCGCUUCCCCAAUCCUCCCAUGGCUUCUUCUCAAAGCGUAAGCUUCUCUUCCUCUGAUUACAUCUGAAUCAAAGCAAUCACUUAUCAGGACACAGUCUGUUGCUGAUAAAUUAAGAAUCGGAGCAAUCACUUAUCUGUCAAUUGAUUCUGUUUUGUUGCUUUUGUUUAAUUUCUUGUGGGUUUCUUAAAUAUGACAAUCGGUGUGAUGCUAUCGAAGAUGAUGAUGAUGUUGUUGAGUCAGCUGCUUCUUCUUUUGAUCGAGCUAAAAUUACAAGAUUGUGAUUGAUGAUGAUACCAAGUGAUCAUGAAUAUGUGUUGCGCACAGGUCCUUUGUCAUGUUCUUCCAUCCUUGCACUUCUCUCCAAUACUCUGUUUUUGCAGCCACAAAGAGAACAGAGGUGGUGCCUAGACGACAACAUGAGACCAGAGCUUCCUGGGUUUUAUUUCGACUAGGAGAAGAAGAAAUAUUUCGCAAUUAAAGGUCCUAUCCCAGGUUCAAAACCUUCUUCUUCUUCUUCUUCAAAAGCAGCGGAACAAAAGCCUGAAUCAAAGCCCUUCAAAGGAAAACAUAGGCGAUGCUGCUUUGAAAGAGUUUCAGGUUGAUAUACAAACAUCUCAAGGCCUCACCACAAACAACAUCCUAGUAGCAGGCAGUAAUUGAGGCUGCUUGAGCAGCCAAAAACCAUCAAAACCAACAGUUUCGGUAGUUUUCUCGGUAGGAUCACAAUGGCAGCGACGGUUGUGUUGAGCUGCAGCAGCAGUACGAAGGUUAGAACAUGGAAAAGGUAUUCGAAGCAGAUAAAGGAGCAAAGGGCUCGUCUGUACAUCAUCUGGAAAUGUGCAGUCUUUCUUCUCUCCUCCCAUGAUUGAUCACAAUCAUCAAUCUCGAUCUUUAUUGCUUAUGUAUUAGUUUAGCUCCCAGAUAAGUGAAGAUACGUAUAUAUAUAUACAGAGUUAAUUUUCUAAUAGAGGGUGAUUGGAUAUGGAAAGCCAACUAUGUAUAAUGUGAAUUUUCUUACGAUAAUCGAUAGAAAAUCCGUUGUCUCCUAUACUUGAUUAUACAAAUACAUAGUUGUUGAUAUGCGAAUAAGCUAUUGGUAGUUUUGUAAUAAAAGAGAUGUUAUAAGAAAUUAAGAACAAAAGUUCAGCUGUGUAAAUAAAGUUAAAGAACUUCACAAGGUUAA